UCUAUGACCAGAUCAAGUAUUGCCUAUGGGGAAUCGAGUACAAGUAUUUGUUCGCGCAUUACGAUGACAAAAUUAGUACGUGGGACUGGCAAAUGACCCAGUUUUGCUCCUGGAAAUUGGUAAAAAAACAAUCUUCCGCCUUCUCAGCCAGUCAGGAGCCCAACACUUUCUGAGCACCCCAAUCGGGCUUCCACAUGGAAAUGCAUCAUUAUGAAGGCAGAAAUAACUAGGACUGGUAGGGGUGAAUGCUUGUUAUGUAUGCCCAUCUGUUUGAUUUUUUGAGCAUUUUGAGGUAAAAUUGUAUUCAGUACUGAUAAAGUGUGGAUGCUUCUUCAAGAGGUUUUGAGACUCUUUUUGUCCUGCUUUUCCUGAGGUUUAAGAUGCUUUGAGUGGAAUGGCAGUACUCAGGAUUUGAAGCAUUGGUUUUUGUGUGUUUAAGUUGCUGUGCUCAGUGCUGUGAAUGUGAAGCAGGGUGGAGCUUGGGAGAUUGAAUAGUACAUUGCUUUGGAGUGUGCUUAUUCUUCGAUAGACUUGCAGUUUGAGCGCAGUGGGAGGGCUAGGGGAGGAGAGAAGAUGAAAUUACAAGGGACGGUGGUGGUGAAGUGGGUGUUGUGUUUGCUGACUGUGGUGCUCAGCGUUUCAGGUCAAUAUGAUGGGAUUGUUGUGACCCAGGAGGACUUUCAAGCUCUUCAGGCCUUCAAGCAUGCAGUGAACGAUCCCAGGGGUGUUCUGAGGAGCUGGAAUGAUAGUGGGAUUGGAGCAUGCUCUGGUGGGUGGGUGGGUAUCAAAUGUGUUAAAGGCCAAGUGAUUGCUAUACAGAUUCCAUGGAGGGGUCUUGGAGGGCGCAUUGCAGAGCAAGUGGGUCAGCUUUCUCAAUUGAGAAAGCUCAACCUGCAUCACAAUGCCUUCGAGGGUCCCGUACCCACUUCUUUGGGCUUCCUUAAGAAUCUAAGAGGUGUGUAUCUGUUUCAUAAUAGACUCUCUGGUAACAUUCCACCAGGCAUUGGUAACUCUCCUGCUCUUCAAGCUCUGGAUCUCAGCAGCAAUCUGUUGAUUGGGACCAUUCCUAAGGGUAUUGGGAACUCAACCAAACUGUAUAGAGUGAACUUGAGCUUCAACAACCUUACUGGGGCAUUUCCUGUAGACCUGGCUCGGAAUCCCUCUCUGACAUUCUUAAACCUUCAGAAUAACAAUCUCAGUGGCCCAUUACCUGAUACCUGGGACGGAGGACAGCACGAGUUUCAGCUCCAGUCCUUGCAUCUUCAAAACAAUGGAUUAUCGGGCAGCGUUCCUCAUUCCAUUGGAAAUCUGAGAAAUCUCAGAGAGCUUGUUCUUAGUCACAACCAGCUUCAAGGCAGCAUUCCUACCGAGCUUGGUAAUUUAUUACAUCUUCAAACCCUUGAUCUUUCUCAUAAUAGAUUGAAUGGAAGUUUCAGCGAAGAACUUUGCAAUCUUACUUCUCUUAACCAGCUGGAUUUGGAGAACAAUAUGAUUGAUCAUAUUAUUCCUAGUAGAGUGGGAGAACUUCACAAGCUGGUAUCCCUCAGCUUGAGACAGAACAAUGUGACGGGGGAAAUUCCCUCAUCGCUUGGAAAUAUCUCUGGUCUUUCCUCUCUUGAUUUAUCACUAAACAGGUUAAAUGGGAGCAUUCCAUCCUCACUGGGGAGACUUAAAAAUCUUUCAAGGUUCAAUGUAUCCGACAAUGAGCUCAGUGGUUCUGUUCCAUCCUUCUUGGCAAGGAAAUUCAGUUCUAGCUCUUUUGUGGGGAAUUUAGGCCUUUGUGGAUUUAGUGGUUCAAAUCCCUGUAAUACAUCUUUAUCACCAAGUGGGUCCCCUGUAACAACUCCAGCGGGAAAAUCGAAGAAGCACAGGAGAAUCAAAACUCUAGCACUAGUUUUCAUCAUUCUUGGAAGUGUCCUUGGUUUGAUAGUGAUCAUCUGCCUGGUUCUGCUCCUUUGCUUCUUCUGUCGAAAAUCUUCAGAGCCUGCUGCAAGAUCUGGUGGUGAGAAGAGUGCUACUGCUCCGUCUGCUGGUUUGGAAGGAGGAGAGGUAGGAGGAAAGCUUGUACAUUUUGAUGGCCCUCUGGUUUUCACAGCAGAUGAUCUGCUUUGUGCCACUGCAGAAGUAAUGGGCAAGAGUACCUAUGGAACUGUAUAUAAGGCUACUCUGGAGGAUGGGAAUCAAGUGGCAGUGAAGAGGCUUAGGGAGAGGAUUGCCAAGAAUCAAAGGGAGUUUGAGGCUGAAGCUAAUGCACUUGGGAAGAUCAGGCAUCCUAAUCUGCUUGCUCUAAGAGCUUAUUACUGGGGACCUAAAGAUGAAAAGUUGUUGGUCUUCGACUUCAUGUCAGGUGGAAGCCUUGCAGCAUUCCUUCAUGCAAGAGGACCAGAAACGCCUCUGAAUUGGUAUACAAGAAUGAAAAUUGCAAUUGGUGCAGGACGAGGACUUGCUUAUCUACACAGCAGGGAGAACAUUGUCCAUGGAAAUCUCACAUCCAGCAACAUCCUCCUGGAUGCAGAUAUGAAUGCCAAGAUUUCAGAUUUUGGCUUGUCCAGGCUGAUGACAACUGCUGCCAAUUCCAAUGUGAUUGCCACAGCAGGGGCUCUUGGAUACCGAGCUCCCGAGCUGACAAAGCUGAAGAAAGCCAGCACCAAGACAGAUGUUUACAGCUAUGGAGUUAUCCUGCUGGAGCUCCUCACUGGCAAGGCUCCAGGGGAGUCCAUGACUGCAGACAGUGGGAUGGAUCUCCCUCAAUGGGUUGCUUCUAUUGUGAAAGAGGAGUGGACUAAUGAAGUUUUUGACUUGGAGUUGAUGAAAGACGCAGCUACUUCUGGAGACGAAUUGCUUAACACACUGCAGUUGGCUAUGCACUGUGUGGAUCCUACUCCAUCAUCAAGACCAGAUAUGGAUGAAGUUGUGCAUAGGCUGGAGGAAAUUAAACCCGAAUUCACUCUCUCCUCUUCCCCAGAAGCAGCGGCAUCACAGCAGUAGAGAGACUAUUUGUUACUAAUACAAUAUACGUAUAUUUACUGCAUCCAUCAUUUGUUUACAGCGAUUCUUUCACAUCAAUUUCAUUCAUUCUUUGAUUCAAUUGUUUUCAUUGUACUGCAUACGAGCAAUAAAAUUUGUCUUUUCUCAUACUAAAGCGUCCUGGGCCAUUGGGCUGUUCUCAAAUUUGAUUUUA
Molecule: messenger RNA, 3181 nt
Organism: Cryptomeria japonica (Japanese cedar)
Lineage: Eukaryota; Viridiplantae; Streptophyta; Pinopsida; Cupressales; Cupressaceae
Product: probably inactive leucine-rich repeat receptor-like protein kinase IMK2
Exons: 3
Coding region: 574-2988 (804 amino acids)
Biological process (GO): protein phosphorylation
Molecular function (GO): protein binding; protein kinase activity; ATP binding
Source: RefSeq, a predicted model, not a curated record